AUGGCUUCAGAAUAUGCAAAUUUGUUACCAGUUAGUGGUAAUUGGAAACAAAAAAUUACUGAAUAUUUAACUGAAGAUGUUCCAUCUUUUGAUUUUGGUGGAUUUGUCGUUGGUAAUACUCCAGAAACUGGAUCACUUUAUAUGAAACAAUCAGGUGUUAUUUGUGGUAUUCCAUUUAUUAAUGAAGUUUUCCAUCAAUGUAAUUUACAACAUAAAUGGAAUUUUAGUGAAGGUCAAUAUAUUUCAGAAAAUGAAAUUUCUAAUGCUGGUGGUAAAAUUGUUGUUUGUAAAGUUAAAGGAUCAGCUUCAAAUAUUUUAUUAGCUGAAAGAACUGCUUUAAAUUUAUUAUCUCGUGCAUCUGGUGUUGCUACUCAAUCAUAUUUAACUAAGAAAUUGGCUGAUGAAAGCGGUUAUACUGGUAUUAUUGCCGGUACUAGAAAAACUACCCCGGGAUUGAGACAAUUGGAAAAAUAUGCCAUGUUAGUUGGUGGUGUUGAUACUCAUAGAUAUGAUUUAAGUUCCAUGGUUAUGUUAAAAGAUAAUCAUAUAAUGUCUACUGGAAGUAUCACUAAAGCUGUUAAGAAAGCCAAAUCAGUUUGUGGAUUUGCUGUUAAAGUAGAAGUUGAAGUUAGUAAUGAAAAAGAUGCUCAAGAAGCAAUUGAAGCGGGUGCUGAUGUUAUCAUGUUGGAUAAUUUCACCGGUGAUGAAUUACGUCAAGUUGCUCAAUCAUUAAAGAAUAAAUAUCAAGGUACUAAUAAAGCAUUCCUUUUGGAAUGUUCUGGUGGUUUAACUUUACAAAACUUGAGUUCUUAUUUGAGUAAUGAUAUUGAUAUAUAUUCUACUUCUUCUAUUCAUCAAGGUGUUAAAACCAUUGAUUUCUCAUUGAAAAUUGACGCUAAGUAA
Molecule: messenger RNA, 903 nt
Organism: Candida tropicalis MYA-3404
Lineage: Eukaryota; Fungi; Ascomycota; Pichiomycetes; Serinales; Debaryomycetaceae
Product: nicotinate-nucleotide diphosphorylase (carboxylating)
Exons: 1
Coding region: 1-903 (300 amino acids)
Biological process (GO): NAD+ biosynthetic process; quinolinate catabolic process
Cellular component (GO): cytoplasm
Molecular function (GO): nicotinate-nucleotide diphosphorylase (carboxylating) activity
Source: RefSeq, a predicted model, not a curated record